GGUGCAGGCAUUGCUGGUGGCAUCGCUUACAAUUCUAGUAAUACUAAGGUUCUUCCCGUUGCCGUAGCAGAGGAGAAGCAGACAACAAACGAGCCAAAACCCACUGCUUUGGAUCCUAAGAACUUUGUCUCUCUCAAGCUUCUCGAAGUUGAACCUAUUAGUCAUGAUACCAGCGUUUUCCGUUUCGCUCUACCUGAAGGUCAUACCGCCGGUCUCCCCAUUGCUUCAUGUGUUGUUGCCAAGUAUACUCCUGAAGAGGGAAAGCCUAUUGUCCGUCCUUACACUCCCGUGUCUGAUCAAGAAGCUGAAGGAUACGUUGACUUUAUCAUCAAGAAAUACGAAACCGGUACACUUACGCCUAUCAUCCACAACCUCAAACCCGGCGAUUCUUUGGAAUUUAAGGGUCCUAUUCCUAAGUAUGAUUGGGAGAAGAACCAAAAGGCUAAUGUUGGUAUGAUUGCUGGCGGUACUGGUAUCACCCCUAUGUUGCAAAUCAUCCGUCGUGUCUUCCAUGAAAAGUCUUCGGACAAGAACACUAAAAUCACUCUCAUCUUUGCCAAUCAAACCGAUAAGGAUAUUUUGCUAAAGGAGGAGUUGGAUAAGAUUGCCAAAGAACAUCCUGACCGCUUCAAGGUUGUGUAUGCUUUGGAUAAGGCCCCCGAAAAGUGGGACGGUCUUGUCGGUUAUGUAGAUAAGGAAGCCAUCAAAAAGUAUUUGCCUAGUCCUCAACAAGAAGAUUCUAUUAUUUUCAUCUGUGGUCCUCCUUUGAUGGUCAAGUCUAUUGCUGGUGCUAAGGAUAAGAUGCAACAAGGUGAAUUGGAUGGUUAUUUGAAGGAAUUAGGUUAUGCUAAAGACAAUGUCUUCAAAUUCUAA
Molecule: messenger RNA, 873 nt
Organism: Mycotypha africana
Lineage: Eukaryota; Fungi; Mucoromycota; Mucoromycetes; Mucorales; Mycotyphaceae
Exons: 3
Biological process (GO): ergosterol biosynthetic process
Molecular function (GO): cytochrome-b5 reductase activity, acting on NAD(P)H
Source: RefSeq, a predicted model, not a curated record